CAAGCACGGUGAGUAAUGGCUUCUCCUAUCAUUGUUUCUUGCACCUCUUGCCACAUGUAUAGUUUAUCUAUCUCUGUCGCUGAUGAGGGAUUCACAUGUGAUAAAUGCAGGGAAAUAGUUAGGCUGACAGAGAAGAUUUCAGAAUUAGAGACACGCAUCCAAACUUUAAUUGAGGGCAGUAAGAAUGUUAGGGCUCUAGAUACGGCUUUGGAUGCGUCUAGCUCAGGGAUUCCUGUACAUUGUUCGGUUCCGGAAACAGAGCCCUUGCAGCAGGGCAACUGGGUGACGGUGAGGCAGCGUAGUCGUGGGUCAAAACACCGCGCUUCUGUUCCGAUCAAAACAUUAAACAGGUUCUCCCCACUCAGUGAUGCACCCACUGAGAAACCUGAUGAAAGUGCUCUAGUUAUUGGUGAUUCUAUUGUACGGAACGUGAAUAUAGAGACACCAGCCACCAUAGUCAAAUGUUUACCGGGAGCCAGAGCGCCUGACAUCUUGGCAAAUUUAAAAGUGCUGGCUAAUGCUAAACGUAAAUACAGUAAGAUUGUUAUUCAUGCCGGCGCUAAUGAUGUUCGACUUCGCCAGUCGGAGAUCACUAAAAAUAACAUUAAAGAGGUGUGUGAACUUGCAAGCACGAUGUCAGACACUGUAAUAUGCUCUGGUCCCCUCCCUGCUUACCGUGGUGAUGAGAUGCAUAGCAGAUUGUCAUCACUCAAUGGCUGGAUGUCUAAGUGGUGCCCACAGAAUAACAUAGGUUUCAUAGACAAUUGGACGAGCUUUUGGGGCAGACCUGACCUGCUUAAAAGGGAUGGUCUUCAUCCCUCCUGGGGUGGCGCCACUCUUCUCUCUAGAAAUUUGGCAAAUCUUGGCUUAUUGAAUAUCAGAUCCCUUUCUACGAAAACACUUUUUGUAAAUAAUAUGAUCACUGAUCAUAAUAUAGAUGUACUCUGUUUGACAGAAACCUGGCUAAAACCUGAUGAUUACAUUAUUUUAAAUGAGUCCACCCCCCAAGAUUACUGUUAUAAACAUGAGCCGCGUCUAAAAGGCAAAGGUGGAGGUGUUGCUUCAAUAUAUAACAACGUUUUCAGGAUCUCUCAGAGAGCAGGCUUCAAGUAUAACUCAUUUGAAGUAAUGGUGCUUCAUAUAACAUUAUCCAGAGAAACAAAUGUUAAUGAUAAAUCCUCUGUUAUGUUUGUACUGGCUACUGUAUACAGGCCACCAGGGCACCAUACAGACUUUAUUAAAGAGUUUGGUGAUUUUACAUCCGAGUUAGUUCUGGCUGCAGAUAAAGUCUUAAUAGUUGGUGAUUUUAAUAUCCAUGUUGAUAAUGAAAAAGAUGCAUUGGGAUCAGCAUUUAUAGACAUUCUGAACUCUAUUGGUGUUAGACAACACGUUUCAGGACCUACUCAUUGUCGAAAUCAUACUCUAGAUUUAAUACUGUCACAUGGAAUUGAUAAUACAGUUGCUCCUUUACGCUUAAGGAAGGUUAAGGAAAACAGUUUGACACCAUGGUAUAAUGAGCAUACUCGCACCCUAAAGAGAGCAGCCCGAAAAAUGGAGCGCAGCUGGAGGAAAACAAAACUAGAGGUAUUUCGUAUUGCUUGGCGGGAAAGUAACAUAUCCUACAGAAAAGCAUUAAAAGCUGCUAGAUCUGAUUACUUUUCUUCUCUUUUAGAAGAAAACAAACAUAACCCCAGGUAUUUAUUCAAUACAGUGGCUAAAUUAACGAAAAAUAAAGCCUCAACAAGUGUUGACAUUUCCCAACAUCACAGCAGUAAUGACUUUAUGAACUACUUUACUUCUAAAAUCGAUACUAUUAGAGAUAAAAUUGCAACCAUUCAGCCGUCAGCUACAGUAUCACAUCAGACAGUGCACUAUAGACCCCCUGAGGAACAGUUCCACUCAUUCUCUACUAUAGGCGAGGAAGAAUUGUAUAAACUUGUUAAAUCAUCUAAACCAACAACAUGUAUGUUAGACCCUAUACCAUCUAAGCUCCUAAAAGAGGUGCUUCCAGAAGUCAUAGAUCCUCUUCUGACUAUUAUUAAUUCCUCAUUGUCAUUAGGAUAUGUCCCCAAAACCUUCAAACUGGCUGUUAUUAAGCCUCUCAUCAAAAAACCACAGCUUGACCCCAAAGAACUAGUUAAUUAUAGACCAAUCUCGAAUCUCCCUUUUCUGUCCAAGAUACUGGAAAAGGUGGUAUCCUCACAAUUAUAUUCCUUCUUAGAGAAAAAUGGUAUAUGUGAGGAUUUCCAGUCAGGAUUUAGACCGUAUCAUAGUACUGAGACUGCUCUCCUUAGAGUUACAAAUGAUCUGCUCUUAUCAUCUGAUCGUGGGUGUAUCUCUCUAUUAGUUUUAUUGGAUCUUAGUGCUGCGUUUGACACAAUUGACCACAACAUUCUUUUGCAUAGACUUGAACACUUUGUUGGCAUUAAUGGAAGUGCAUUAGCAUGGUUUAAAUCGUACUUAUAUGACCGCCAUCAGUUCGUAGCAGUGAAUGAAGAUGUAUCCUAUCGAUCACAAGUGCAGUAUGGAGUACCUCAAGGCUCAGUACUAGGGCCGCUACUCUUCACACUUUAUAUGUUACCCUUGGGAGAUAUCAUCAGGAAACAUGGUGUUAGCUUUCACUGUUAUGCUGAUGAUACUCAACUCUAUAUUUCUUCGCAGCCCGGUGAAACACACCAAUUUGAAAAACUAAUGGAUUGCAUAGUCGAUAUAAAAAACUGGAUGACGAGUAAUUUCUUACUGCUAAAUUCUGAAAAAACAGAGGUGUUAAUUAUAGGACCUAAAAACUCCGCUUGUAAUAACCUAGAACACUGUCUAAGACUUGAUGGUUGCUCUGUCAAUUCUUCGUCAUCAGUUAGGAACCUAGGUGUGCUAUUUGAUCGCAAUCUUUCCUUAGAAAGCCACGUUUCUAGCAUUUGUAAAACUGCAUUUUUCCAACUCAAAAAUAUAUCUAAAUUACGGCCUAUGCUCUCAAUGUCAAAUGCAGAAAUGUUAAUCCAUGCUUUUAUGACCUCAAGGUUAGAUUAUUGUAAUGCUUUAUUGGGUGGUUGUUCUGCACGCUUAGUAAACAAACUACAGCUAGUCCAAAAUGCAGCAGCAAGAGUUCUUACUAGAACCAGGAAGUAUGACCAUAUUAGCCCGGUCCUGUCAACACUGCACUGGCUCCCUAUCAAGCAUCGUAUAGAUUUUAAAAUAUUGCUUAUUACCUAUAAAGCCCUGAAUGGUUUAGCACCUCAGUAUUUGAAUGAGCUCCUUUUACAUUAUAAUCCUCUACAUCCGCUACGUUCUCAAAACUCAGGCAAUUUGAUAAUACCUAGAAUUUCAAAAUCAACUGCGGGCGGCAGAUCCUUUUCCUAUUUGGCGCCUAAACUCUGGAAUAACCUACCUAACAUUGUUCGGGAGGCAGACACACUCUUGCAGUUUAAAUCUAGAUUAAAGACC
Messenger RNA from Carassius carassius (crucian carp), 3441 nucleotides. RefSeq lists its product as uncharacterized. NCBI's taxonomy places the organism in Eukaryota, Metazoa, Chordata, Actinopteri, Cypriniformes, Cyprinidae. The transcript has 3 exons. The annotation marks the transcript as partial. The record is from RefSeq and is a predicted model, not a curated record.